Molecule: messenger RNA, 1131 nt
Organism: Gossypium arboreum
Lineage: Eukaryota; Viridiplantae; Streptophyta; Magnoliopsida; Malvales; Malvaceae
Exons: 2
Coding region: 1-1131 (376 amino acids)
Source: RefSeq, a predicted model, not a curated record
AUGGAGAAUGAAUUUCUUAGUAAAGUCAAGGAUAAUGCAUCCGUUCGUGCAUGGUCGGAGAGGCUACAAUCAGAGAGAGGGGAUAGCUUGGCAGAAGGGUAUAUAUCAGAGUUGCAAGAUUUCACUCGCGUCAACGUAGCACAGAAUGAGCUCCAAGAGUUGAGAGACAUUUGGGCUAGUUGGGAUGAAGGGACCAAGCAGUUGUUUUAUCAAAGCUACGGUGAUAUAUCCUACUUACUAGACAUUAGAGUGGACAAGCAUCUAUUUCAGGUUAUAGUUCAGUUUUGGAAUUCUGCGUAUAAGUGUUUCACUUUUGGAGAAGUGGAUUUAGUACCUACCAUAGAAGAAUACACUACUCUACUCAGGUGCCCAAAAAUUCAGGUCAGAAAGACUUAUGCCCGGGUUUUUAAUAGUCAGGCUGUCGUAAAGAAAUUGAUGAGCAUUUCAGGGAUGAACGAGCCUUGGGUCGCUACUCGGAUUCAACAAAAAGAAGAUAGUAAAUAUGAAAGAAAGAGGGUCGAUAUCUUCGCCUUAAGCAUCUACGGAUUAGUAAUCUUUCUUAAGGCUUUAAGCAACGUGGAUAAGGCAGUCAUUGACUUAUUCGAUCGCCUUGAUAAGGGAAUCACACCGGUACCGGCGAUAUUGGCUGAGACAUUUAGAUUUUUGAGCUCGUGCCGAAAGACGGGCGAGGGACGGUUUAUUGAAUGUGCACAAUUGUUAAUGGUAUGGUUUCAUGGGCACUUUUGGAAAGUAGACAAAGUUUCUUACCGGGUCUUUUCCGAAGGUUAUUCCCUGUUAAAAGAAGAGACAACUAUACAAAGGAGAGAGGAUAUCUCGGAAGAGAAGUGGAUAGACAUUCUUCAGAACCUCAAGGAGGGGGAUAUCGAGUGGAGAGCUUAUUGGAUGGUUCCUGAUGAAAUCAUGUACCGAUGUGGUAACUUUGAUUGGGUGCCGUUGUUAGGAAUUUGGAGAGCUACAGGGUAUACUCCAUUACUUGCGUUAAGGCAAUAUAAGUCAAGGCAGUUUGUACCCACGACCUACGGACUUGCUCAGAGUGAAUUCUCUUUUAAGGGUGCUCACUAUAAGAAGAGAGUUCAGGAUUUAUCAGAUGCUUGGAAGCAAACUUGUUAG